AUGGCCACCGACACCACCGAAACCAAAGACCGCAUAACCUGCCACGUCCUCGACACCACCACCGGCCAGCCCGCCCGCAACAUGCGCGUCAAGCUCGAACUCACCUCCACCCCCAACCCCCCCCACGCCACCGCCACAACCACCCCCACCACAACCACAACCACCACACCCCCCCCUCCACCGCGUCUUCGAAUCCCUUACCGACGACGACGGCCGCAUCAAAUCCUGGCUGCCCUACUCCUCAGCCACCUCCUCGGGCGAGGUACCGGUAUGCACGCUGGGGGACGUGCUGGGCGGGAUCUCGGGGCCCAGCCAAUGGACGCUGCGGUUUGA
Molecule: messenger RNA, 333 nt
Organism: Chaetomium globosum CBS 148.51
Lineage: Eukaryota; Fungi; Ascomycota; Sordariomycetes; Sordariales; Chaetomiaceae
Exons: 1
Coding region: 1-333 (110 amino acids)
Source: RefSeq, a predicted model, not a curated record